This is a messenger RNA of Anthostomella pinea, 1506 nucleotides long. The record is from the annotation of a GenBank genome assembly. Lineage: Eukaryota; Fungi; Ascomycota; Sordariomycetes; Xylariales; Xylariaceae.
AUGAGUGCACAUGCGGACGCAGACGCAGCCGGCCUCGAGCAAGCAGCCCGCAGCCAGACCGGCGGCGGCGAAGAUGAGACCACGCAGACCUGGUUCGAGCACUCGACGGCGAAGCGCAUCCACACCGACACGCUCAUCGCCCAGACCCUCGCCAAGCAGUACCCGAACCUGGACCUGGUGAUCGCGCCGCCGACCAACGGCCUCAACCUGCUGGCGUACGCCAACUCGGGCCACGCCAGCUACGAUGCCGUCGAGGAGACCGGCACCGUGUUCCCGAGCACCCUGUCCUGGACCAUGUACGCGGCCCCGGCGCGGCGGAUCGACGGCAGCAUGGGGCGCCUGAUCGAGAAGCUCAACUUCGGCAAGUUCGUCUACAAGUGGAAGGACGAGGAGUUCGUCCUGUACAUGGCCGACUGCCGCGACGGCACCAUGUCCUACCCGCAGCAGACCAACCACUACAUCCUGACGGCCAAGCGGCAGCAGGCCGAGGCGCUCAUCCUCGAGGCUGGCCGGUGGGCCACCGAGCUGCACGGCGAGCUCUUCGUCUUCGACCAGGGCGGCUGGCAGAAGAACGCCGAGCUCUACCGCAGCGUCAUGAAGGCUUCGUGGGAUAACGUCAUCCUCGACGCCGACAUGAAGAAGGCCAUCAUCGACGAUCACCUCAACUUCUUCGAGUCCAGGAAGACGUAUCAGAGGUUGCAGGUGCCCUGGAAACGCGGCAUCAUCUACUAUGGCCCGCCGGGGAACGGGAAGACUAUUUCCAUCAAGGCCAUGAUGCACACGCUCUACAGCCGCGACGAGCCUGUGCCGACGCUGUACGUGCGCUCUUUGGUCUCUUAUGCCGGUCCAGAGUACUCGUUGAGGAUCAUAUUCGAGAAGGCGAGACAGUUCGCCCCAUGCUAUCUGGUCUUCGAAGAUCUCGACUCCAUCGUCUCGGACAAUGUGCGGAGUUACUUCCUCAACGAAGUCGAUGGUUUGAAGAACAACGACGGUAUCUUCAUGAUUGGCUCCACGAACCACCUUGAUCGCUUGGAUCCGGGUAUCUCUAAACGGCCCUCGCGCUUCGACAGGAAGUACCUCUUCCCUGACCCCAACCUGGGCGACCGCAUCGCGUACUGCAAAUUCUGGCAGUCCAAGCUAGCCGACAACGACGACAUCAAGUUUCCCGACAAGCUCUGCACGGCCAUCGCCGAGAUCAUGGACAAGUUCAGCUUCGCCUACAUGCAGGAGGCCUUCGUAGCGGCGUUACUCGCCAUCGCCAGAGAAACCGAGAGCACGCUGCCCAGCAAGGAGGUGGUGACGCGCGACAUGGACGACGGGUGGCUGGGAGUGAGUCUCGUCGACGGCGACGAUGGCUUGAACGAGCUGGUGCUGUGGGUGGAGAUCAAGAAGCAGGUUGAGAUUCUGCGGGAGGGCAUGAAGGAGAAGAGAGCGGCUGCGAUGGGCAGGCAGAAGCCCAACUGGGGUGUAUCAGUAAAGGGAUCUUUCACUUUGAAGAGGGGUUAG